This is a messenger RNA of Paramuricea clavata, 11330 nucleotides long. Lineage: Eukaryota; Metazoa; Cnidaria; Anthozoa; Malacalcyonacea; Plexauridae. The record is from the annotation of a GenBank genome assembly.
CAACGGGGUAAUACCUAAGCAAUCGUAUUGCUUUGUUUGACUCUUAAACACUGCUUGACUGAGAACUUGAUUAGUUUCGCUUAUGAAAGCAUAAGAGAAACACUCUCUUUCAUCUUGGUUGGAAAAAACAUUAUUUUAAGGAAGGAAGACUUUUUACGGAGAACGAAGCAAAAUGACGCAAAUUUCAAGGCGAAUGAUGCUUUUCUUUGUUCUUCACUCUUUGCUGAUAAAUCUGGUGCUAACGCAACAGGUAUUUGGUUACAAAAUUUUUAAAAUUAGUUACAAUACCUAAUUCUUUUAUAACUUAUAAAUUCGGGAAGGUAGGUAGGUAGAACUUUGUUUAAACACAAUGAACGACAAACUUAAGCUAUUUUCCACCGCAAAGGCCGGGUGUUUAAAAGAAUUAUAUAUACAGUAUCUGCACGUCUGUCUAUUUCGAAAUUUAAGAAAAUUAAACCUCUGAUGAUUGAGACAAGAUUUCUAAAAAAUAUUUGCAAGUUUAUAAACAAGCUCCUGGGAAACAUACUUUGAAUUUCACGUUAACCCAGGGUUAUGCAAACCGGCUUUUGAAUUUGAACAAUCGGCCCCAGAAAGCUAUAUAAAACAAUUUUGGCAAAACUAUAAGAUGUUGUCAAUGUAUUUAUGCUUUGUUGUGCAACACAUUAGUUAAUAUAAUAUCAAAGUCACCAGCAGCAAUUUUAUUUUCAAAUUCAAAGAGACUUUCUCCUAUCUCUGUCGGCAUAGUGAUUUCCAUAUGUGAAUUCAAGGCUUCUUCGACAUCACUUGGAGUUCAAUUGUGAACCGCUUUGAAGUUCACCGGCCUCCAUAAACUAUGUUUGCAUUCCAUUAAGCUAAGGCCGUAAAUGCGAGCUGGGAUUUGAAGCCUAUUUUUCCCCCUGGAAACAUGAGAUUCGAGGGAUGGGAUUUGCGCACGCCAGCAAAUUUUGCUGAUGGGAAUGGAAUUUGACAAAUCACUAUGUGGGUCGGACAUAUGGAAUUCAGACAAAAUUUUCGCUGAGGAAACAGGAAGAAAUUUAAGAAAUUAAUUUCCCAACCAUGUACAUUCAUCAAUUAUGGCGCAAUUUACAUUGAACAUUUAGCUACACUUUAUUUCACAUUUGGUUACAUCUUUUUCGUUACAAAAUUUACAUAUAUAAUACGGGUAAAAACAAGUAUGCAGAACUUUUAAAGUUGCUUAACAAUGAUUGAUCAAGACAACAGUGGGUACAACAUGAAUUUCAGAGUGCUAGUCAUGCGAGGUAUUAUGAUUUGGUAAGGCUUAAAAUCGUGUGUCCAACUUUCAUGGCAGAAAAUGUUUUUGAAUCAAUGUUGUUUGUCUUUCAAAUUAGUCUAAUUUGACACUGACGCACAUUAUUGAUCAAAAAGGUCGUGAAGUGGGAGGGGGGAAGGGAUUCAAACUAGGUUAAUGUGUCCUUGUGCAGGGUCAACGUUAAAUAUUUUCUUUUGCUAUUGUUUUACGUGCAUGGACAGUACCAGCACGAGAUGUUUGUUUCGGCUAUUGGUACAGAACUUUCUAGCACUUACAUUAUGACGAUCAAUAGAGAAUGUUUCUUUAGUGAGGGCCGUUUCCCAGAGGUUUUUCGGGAGUCGAGAAGGACCAAAUCAUAUUGAGAACACGGAAAUAUAGCCAAAAUAAUUGUAAAGAACAAGAGAACAUGUAAUCUGGGCGAACAAAAGAAUUUUGUGAAAAUUUUUGGGAAUACAGAAAUCCACCCCCAGCCCCCUCCCCCGCUGGAAGACCCUCUCUUAAUCGUUAAGCCAUUUCUAGCAUGUUCAAAACCCGUUCAACUUCCACUGUUUGUAUCUCCAUCAAAAUAUCUUUGAAGUUUGUCAGUUUGCCUAACCAUGUCCUUAUCAUGUUUAUAAUCUCUAGCCCCAAAACAACGUUUGCCUAGAAUGCAAGUAAUGUCGGUUGCCAAUCAAAAUUUUCUGAGGGGGUUAUGCCCCCCCCCCUCCCUGUAUUCUUCUAGAAGUUCGUCGUGCAUUUGCGAGAUGGUCUCACAACAUAAUACUUGCUAGUCAGAUUCUAAAGGUCUAGUGGUGCUCUAAUCACAAAAAAAUUUACAUUGUAUUGUAUCAAUUAAUCGUUAGCAAGGGAAUGGAGAAGCUUUAACAAUGGCAUACCAACCCUAAUGUUAUCUAAUUUUCCAUGUUAAUUGACAGUAAUUAAUUCUGCCAAUUAUGAUCAGUAAAUUCGGUUCAAUGUCCAUAAUAGUAUAUUUUAAAUUACAAUAAUGUAUUACGUAAUUAAGUGACAUCUCAAAUUAAUCGUAUACUACUUAAUUUACUUGCUUUAUCUGUGCCAUGCAUAUUGAUAGCACUUGUAAGACGACAGAUUGAGAGAUAUUUUUUAGGUGGUUGUAUCUCUUUCAAUCGCAGUUAUCUUGGCACCAACAUGCAGUUCAAGACUACUUAAAUGUAACAAUGUUAUCUUAUCAGCCGCGACGUGUAGUAGUUGAUGCUAUACUUAAGGCAAAUUAUAUCUGAUAUUUAGUUCUGCCAAUUAACUGAGCAAAUUUGAUAUACAUGCAGCUAAUUCAAAAACUGCUUGUGAUGUUACUCUGAGUGUAUAUCCACACUCAGUGUGGAUAUAAAGUGUGGAUAUACACUCAGAGUAACAUCCAGGGCCGUCCUCAGGGAAUUCUUCAGUGGGGUGUAAGGUCAUUUCAACCGACUGACGAAAAAAUUUUUUUCGGAGACCAACAAACCUCCCCCCCGUCGACAACUUUUUAGGAAAAAAAAUUUUCCGGACGAGUACGUUGCAAAUGCUUUCCGGUAACUUUACCUCAAUUUUUCAUACAAAAAUUCGGAAAUUUACCCAAAAAGCCUAAAUAUCUUGCUCUUUGCGCGGAAAUAUUUAGCCCAAAUAGCAGUCCUACCGACUGAAUAGCAGUCCUACCGACUUAUAGCAGUCCUGCCGACUGAAUAACAUUUCUGGGGGUGUCACCCCGCCCCACAUCCCCCGUAUCUCCGGCCUUCGUAACAUCACAGGCAUCUUAUUCGCAUGAGUACAUUACACCAACACAGAAAACAUCAUAAUUGAAAAAAGUCGUCCUUUGCAAAACUUUAAGACUUUAAUUCCAAACCCUAAACCUCAAACUCUAAACGUGAAAAGCAUAAUAGGAGCAUCAUUUAAUCAGUUUAGAAAUCAUGUAUGGGUAAGUAGUAAAUGGCAUGGUAAAUAUCUCCUUACAUUAAGCAUGGAUAAUAAAAUAAAUGGAUAGGAAACUAGCUGACGUGACCUAAUGUUUUUACUGGGAUUGAUGGCGUGGCUGGGUGCCUCAACCUAGUUGAAAAUCAAAUUCUCAAAAAUGGCAUGUUUAGCAAUAAUACAGCUAAAUAUUUUAGUCAAAGAGCAAAUAAAUGUAACCACGCCAUUCUACGAUGAAAACUCUAAGUAUUCCCAGUCAAUUUUAGCAAAUAUUUCAAGCACUAAACAGUGAAAAAUACAUCGCAAAUUUCGUUAAAAUUUGUGACGCCAAUUUCGUAGCUACAAAUGUAAAAAAACACAAAACAAAGACGAAAAACAUUUACCUUGAAUACUUUGUCGUGGCUUAGGCAUGUUUUUAAAACAAUUAGUCCAGUUUACGCUUCAAGAUCACCCUUUUAAAGUGGAAAAUAUAGCAAAACAACAAAAAUGCUGAGAACUUUGGUAACAUUCGCAAUACGCGUGACGUCACGUUUUUCAACAAGGAUGCAGUCAAUGACGUCAGAAGUUUCCAAUCCAUUUAUUUUAUUAUCCAUGCAUUAAGCUUGAAACUUGUGCUCCCAUUAAGCUUCGCGCGCUUAAAGUUUAAGGUUUAAGGCAUAGAUAUCUUAUAUACACUAGAUAGCGCAUCUCUUUUAGUAAAAUUGAAGCCAAGAAUAUUCCAGCGGUUACCCCCAUUUGAAUAGAUGACGGCCAUGUUGGUCGUUCCCACUUGCUAAUAAACGCUUAAAAACAACAAUAACGUUCAUCAUUUGAAUAGCUUAAAAACGUAUUUGGAAAUGGCUUAACUUAAUGUUUAAGUUCCCUGUUUAAGAAGUAGAAAACAUACGAAUCUCCUCAUUUCAUGGGAACGACCUGAGACUGCAAUCACGGCUUCAAUUUUUGUAUUGCAGAAUAAUUAGAUGCACUAUCUAGUGUAUAUAAAAUAUCUAUGGUUUAAGGUUUAGAGUUUGAAGGUUUGCAAAGGACAACCUUUUUUGAAUUAGCUGUAUAAGUGGAUCUUUACUAAUAAGCAUUAUCAGUUAUACCAUUCAGCUGGUCACCCGAGCCAGUGCUGCUAUACCACAUCAAAAACUAAACCCAAACUAGCUUUAUCAGUUCUAAACAUGCAGUUCUCCCGCCACUUCUUCGCCUUUGUAAUCCAAUCUAAACUAAACAAUCUUUAUUUAUACUAGAUAACUCUACCGUUUCUGGAUAAUUAUCCACCUGUGAAGUUCAGUAAAGACACUUAAAGGGACCGGCCAUUACUUAUGGCGGGGGGAGGGUGGGGAGUGGCACCGAACUGACCGAAGAGAAAAGGGUUGGGUAAACAAAAUUUUGAAUGAGUAAAAGGUUGGGUAAAUGAAAAACGAAACAAUGUAAGAGUUGGGUAAUAAAAGAAAGCAUGCAAUGCAAUAUGCAGACUCAAGUAUUGCCUAUCGGUACUAAAAAGCAAUGCCAACAGUUAUAUGUCAAACACAUUAAUAUUUAAAUCAAUUAAUCAGAGUCACUAUCUUGAUCAUUUUCCGAUUAGUCAGGAGGCAAGUUGUGUCUCCAAAGAAGGUACAUGUGCAGAAACGCAACGAAACUUUAGACUACAGAAAAUUGCACAAGCAGUUAUGAAACUUGUGUCAUAGAAGUGGUAAAAGACAUGUGUGACAACGAAAUGGUAUCCUUUUGUAAAAUUUUGGCCAGGGAUGGGUAUUUAGUUUUUAAUUGAUAUUUGAGGUGGAAAAUUUUUGAAUUUUUAAUGGCUGGAUCAGCAAAAUGUUUACCAAGGAAAACAUUUCUAUUCGUUGCCACCUCCUGCUAUGAACAAUGAGUCAAUGACCUGCCCUAUUUCCUUUUUGCCAGCGAAUAGUGUGAUUCUAUUGACGAAAAUGUAUAUUGUAGGAUUAAAGCGCGUUCUAACCUCGGUCAAGAAGUUUUAAUAGAGUUAUGUUUUUAUUCCGGAAGUACUUUCAAUAUGGUAUUCAAUCGAUCAUAGCUAUUCUUGCUCACCUGACUAAGGACGUUGAGAGAUUACUAGACUUGACUGCUGUGAAAAUAAGCUCAUCUUAAUUAUCGUUGAACUUGCCGUUUACCUUAAGUCUCGCUUAUUUUACAUUGAAUUGAUCCAAACUGUGUCCCUGCUGCUUUUAACAAACUAUAUUUCUUCAGGAAGAAAAUUCGCCAGGAACUUGUAUUGUCAGAGACGGCCGCGACGGUGGGUAAUUAUUGCAUUAAAAUGCAUAUGCCAGACAGUAUACCACACAUGAAACCGUUUAUGUCUUAAAUUAAACGAUAAAACGUGUACGCCUGUAUUCUAAAAGCUCACUCACGCUUACUGGCACUCAAAGAGUGGAGGUUCAAUCUGAGUGUCAAUGCUGUUUUUGAAUAUAGCUGUAGCGGGACGGAGGGUUAGUGUGACGUACCUAACUAUGUGACAAAUCACCCUCCAGCUAUUAAAAAACAGCAUGGCCAGCAUAUUAACACUCACGGGAAGAUCAGGACCUCCACUCUUUGAGUGCACAUAAUUUCUUUUGGAGAUCAUAUUUCUAUAUAUACAUGAACUUACGGUUACAGCUCAACAGCUGGCCUCUGUAGCUCAGUUGGUUAGAGUGCUGCACCGGAAUCGCAGGGCCGUAGGUUCAAUUCCUACCAGAGGACCUUGUGCUGCAUUUUUCGCAGUCGUUCCUGGUUAGGUCUUAAAAUGUAUAUUAUUCUCACUUGGAUUACAAACCCUAACAUUCUAACAUUAAUUUCACCAAGUGAAGUGCAAGAAUCCAUCAUUGAAGUCCACCUAUUUUCAUGUUUCGCUGUUUCGAAAUUUCAUUUUCUCUAAUCAGUAAAGCAAUGUGUAUAAAUUUCCACUUGAUAAUAUCCAUCCAAAACCCUUCAAAUAAACAGUAUAGUCUAUAUUCUGACGUAGAGCAUAGUAAAAUACAGUAGCGGGAAAAUGUUGAGCAUGGCCCACGGUUUAUUCUACCGGCACUUUUCAUCAUAUUUCAGUUCCCAAUGUUUUAUCCCUAAGAGUAUGUUAUGUGAAUAAAGAAUCAGCAGAGUAGUAUGUGAGCCAUCCUCCCAAUUUCGAUGUGACUCCUCUUUAGGUAACAUGGCUCUGUAUUCGAAAUUAAAGUUGCAGUAAAGAAUGCUUUAUGUAUUGUAUAGGAAUAGCCUUUAUGCUUUCAUUAACUAGAACGUUUGCCAAAACAAAAGUAUUAAGUUGUUUAUGUUACUCUGAGUGUAUAUCCACACCGGGCGAGCUUGAAAAAUAUGCUCGGACACGGUGGGAAGCUCGCCCGGUAUGGAUAUACACUCAGAGUAACAUAACAAACAUCAUAUUCGCCUGAGUACACAACACCAACACAGAAAAAAGUAUUAAGUAUACUCAAUAAUUUGAGCUAUCUCAAGUAUUUAUAGCAACGAAGCUAAAGCACUCUUCUAUUUCAUAAUUCAUAUAGGAGUCCCAGGUCCCCCUGGAGCUGCCGGUCGUCCGGGCAGCCCCGGAAGAGACGGAAGAGAUUGCACCAUUAACUGGUCAUUGAAUAGGGUAAGUUUUGGAACACUGUUUAACCAUUGCGCUGUUGCACCAGACACUUGCCGGCUUUGAUCUCAGAAAUCAAUAUAUGCCAGGGUUGUCACAUGUUCUUGAUUGAAAUAAUUUUCUGUUCAGGUAUUUGAUAUGGAAAAACGUCUUCGCGAGCUCGAUUCAAAAUGUCAGUUCAUGGUGAAAGAGACAGAAGAGAUGAAAAAAGAACUGGGAACGAGUAAACAACAAGCGCAACAAUUGUUGCGAAUUUUGGCAGCGAAGAAAAUUUUAGAUUCAGGUACAUGCAAUCGCAAAGCGAAAUAUUAAUCGUAAAAUUAAGACAAAAGAUACCGUUACUCUGCAUGUGGCCGGAGUUUCCGGGUUUGAUUCAUACAGUAGGGAGUUUAAUUAAGCUUCACGUUUCCGGGAACGGCAAAUGGCAGGUUCGACUUUUCUUGGCAAAAUUUUCGUUGAACGUUUUCGUUUCAUAUUUUGUUUCUUGUGUCGAAAGAAUAAUUAUGUAUUUCAGUUUUAAAACAGCAAGUUAAUUUACUCUUUAUUGCCUGAUACCGUAAAAUUUUUCUUUGCCUGCAGUUUGCCGUUUUACGUAUAACGCGAAGCUUAAACUCUCUAAUAUAGUCAAUAUGCAGUAUACAGUCGUCAAAUCAAGGCUCUGGUCACCUCCGGGCCCCAGUGAUAUAUAUUCGACGGUUAUGGAACAGUCACAGCUACCCAAUCGGCAAAUUGUGUUAGUUUACACUGUUUAAAUUAACCCCCCUCCCUCCACAUUUCAAAUUACGGAUUUCUUUUUAAAAACUGUCCAUUAUACGGAGAGUACUGUCAAAUACAUGCCAAAUAACAGAUUUCUUUUUAAAUACUGAAAUUUACGAUUAUAGAAAACUUGCUCUAAAAACUGAAAUAGGUAUACAUUAUUAACAGUGUAGUUUACAUUUUCUUCCUGUACUAACACUGCAUGGGCAAAUGAAUAAUGGAUGAUGAUCCUUAAACCCAGCUUAUAUGAUACCGAUAAAGAGUACAGGGACGGCUCAGUAUCGGGAUCCUGGUCGUAAAAUCUGAACUCAGUGGAGUGUUUAUAUGAUCCCUCUCCCACCCCGACCCGUUUGAGUGGGGUCCCGGCAUCUGUUGUUGAGAAUUCGCCAGGCUGGAACCACCUUGGGCUGGAACGACAAAUAUCUCAUGAAAUUUGCCUUCCGAGCACGGCUAAAUCUUUUUUCGGCGAAGAUAAGCAAGGUUUCAUCCCAGCAAUGGUUUUGUUUAUAUAAUAACGCCAUCUUUCCUAGGCGUGUUUCCCUUCCCAUCUUUCAUAGGCGGGAUGAAAAAGUGAUUAAGCUAUCAAUUGCAAUUACUGUACAUUAAUUAAGAAAGCAACUGUCAAAUGCAGUGAAUGAGUACCCACCCUCUGACGACUAGAGUACAAAACAAAUCUAUUAUAGUCAAUAUAUGUUGAGAAUUGUUAUUUUAUGUUAUUUUUCCAGACUCUCUUAUCCGGCAAACCACGUACGACAUUAUCCCUACACCAGGGGAAGCCUUAACACAGGCUGACAUCGUUCCAUCCACCCGAGAACCAACAACAUUCACCACCCCCGUAUUUUCCACAUUGCCGGAAUCUACCGCCAGUCAAAGCUGCAAGAAACGGCUGGCAUUCCAUAUCCACGACAAAGUCGAAACCCGGGGGGCCGUGAACAUGGAAGUAUUUAACAUAGAAAACAGCACAUUCCUCGCUGUGGCAAAUUUCCAUCUGCCUGGGGACGGUUACAGCACUGACUCGUUUAUUUACAAAAUGAACCCGAAUACAGAAAUGUUCGAAAUCCUACAAACGCUGCCUACGAUUGGCUGUCGUUCGAUGACGUAUUUCUCCGACAGUGGGGAUUCGUACCUAGUCGUCACGAACCACUUCGACGGUAGUACGCAUACAUUAGACUCGGUCAUCUACAAGUGGAAUGGGACCGAGUUUGUGAACUACACCAAAAUCAAAACGCACGGAGCGUCGGCUGCGCAGUUUUUCAACAUCAACGGUGAAAGUUUCCUGGCGUUUGCAAACUAUCGCAACAACACAAGGGUUUCGAUAUUUUCGAUAGUUUACAAAUGGAACAAGGGAAGACUUGAAGUCUUUCAGAAGUUGCCGACGCACGGAGCAGUCGACUGUAAAUUCCACCGCAGCAAAGAAGGGCAAAUCUUCUUGGUUUUCGCGAAUUAUUACAAGCUCAACGAGGGAUUCAACGUGAAAUCGGUGGUUUAUAAAUGGGACGGGCAACGUUUCGUUUUCGCUCAGAAUGUCGAAGCAUCGGCGGCUAUGAGCGUGGAUUUGUUCGAAAGUGACGAAGGGUUGUUUUUGGCUCUUGCCAGCCAUCGCACAGCGAGCACCUGGCAUUCUCAUACAAACGUGUAUCGAUGGAAUGGAACGUCGUUCGUUUCGUUUCAAGAAUUGGAAACUACUGCAGCAAUAAAGGUAAUUAAACUUCUUUACCAAUGGACAAUUUUAAGAAAUAUAAGACAGAAAAAACAUACGUUACAGAAACUCCAUAUUUUCAAAAAUUUUCGUUCGGCCCGUGAACCGACAUAAAAUCGUUUGAUUUUGAAUAUAUACAAAAGUGCCCCUUUUCGAAAUGCUUCCGCGGCUUCUGAUUUGGUAUCAGUCAGUGAGCACGUUCUUGAGCAAGCUUGUAUGUUCCAAAAUCCAGCAAUAUGCUCAUGAGCAUGAUUAUCAGACUGACAGCUUGUAGUCGUGAUUGGUAUCCUCAUGAGCAAUUGCAAGCUCGUUUAUGUUUCAAAGUCCAGUAAAAUUCUCUAGCGUGCUCAUAAGGAUACCAGAUUUGGUACAGUGGUCGCGGAACCGGGGGAGCAAUCCACAUUGCCCAUUGCAUGUGCCCCCUCCCUCCCCACUUCUUCAGGCCUCCAUAUCUAAACAAAGUUCAACAACUAUAACAGAAUGGUUUGCCAUAGUGUAGCUACCAACUACGGAACAAUACGCUUUGGCAUUCCGCGGAUACAAAUCGAAACGCUAUGCUAAAUUUGCUGCAUCGUUAUAUAGUGUAAAUUAACACGGUCUCGUGGCGACUAACGAGAAUCUAUCAUUCAUUCAUUGCUUUUCAUUUUUUUAAGGUAAACCAUUUCGUUGCCGACGGCACGCUGUAUCUGACUAUCGCAAACUAUUUUGACGAAAUCACAAACUUUCAAACUCAUUCCAUGGUGUAUAAAUACAAAAAUGACCGUUUUGUCAAAUUCCAAGGGAUCUCGACAAUGGGCGCUUACGAUUUGCAGCCGUAUACCUACCGAGGAGUUACGUACCUUGCCGCAGCAUUCCGAUUCAAUGGCAAACACGGAAGUCUGAAGAGCAAAAUUUAUAAGAUGUACAUAGGAUGUGUUGCCAGAGAAGACGCUUUGCCAUGAUCUGAAUUUUGAAUUCAAGUAAAUUACUUUACGUUUUGUAGUGAAUACCGCUUUAUAACACUAACUGAAUACAGUAUUUUCUGCUAAACGCAUUUUUGUAGAUGAACAAUAUAUAAAUAGGAUAAAAACUUGAUUUGAAUAAAACAUGAAUAGAACAUUAAAUGUACUAUUAAAUGUACUACAUUUCAAUGUGGAUGACUACUUUAAUCUAAUUAAACGCAGUUUAUAUAAUUAGAUAAUUAAGCGCCUUCAAAGUUAAACUUGCACGAAGGAUAUAUAAUUGCCACUCAUUUCACCCACAUGUAUAUAAGCCUAGUUCACACUAUCGACUUAUCUCCUCCUGGCAAAUGUGAUUGAAUGAGUGAUGUGCAAAAGACUUGAAGAAAUGUUUACUUCCGUUAAGCGAUUUUGUACUUUUUUGCACGAGUUGACUCAUUCCUAUCCAUCAGAAAGACAAAACCAGGCUAUAAUUCGAAUCAGCUUGGUUAGGCCCGCCAAACGUCGCCUUUCUCAUGGAGCGACAGGAAUUCAAACGUUGCUCUUUGUCAUGAGCCGAACCUAAUGCAUCAAUUAUUUUAACCCAUGUUAUAUGUCAUUUAUUUUCAUGUACGUACUUUAUAUAUUUAUGUUAAUCCAUGAUUUACAUUGGGAGAGACACAUUAUGUUCCAAGUUUGAUUUGGCACCAUUCCAACGUCGCCUAAAUUAUAGUGUCGUACCGAAAUAUUUGGCGCAACGUUUGACCCGAGCCUUAGCUUUGUUCGAAUUUAUCCUAAAAUUUUCCAAAUGACUUUUUAUAUGUGAGGGUAAGUUUUCCAGUCAACCGAGGGUAUACGAACAGGCCCUGCCCUGAGUUCUGUAGUUUGUCCCCGCGCUAACAUUCUGAGUGCACUCUUUCUGACGGUGGCUCCAACUCGUGGUAUUCUCGUUCAGGGAAGGGUGGUUUAGCAUCUAACAAUCGAGAUGACAUGACAGCGUUGUCGCCAUCGUCCACUUCCUCGUAAUCCGGUUCGAUGGCUUCAUCAAGUGCCUCGAGCACGUGAUACUUCGGUUGAAUGGGGCAACGAGGCUCGGCGCUCUCUAUGACAAUUGCAUCAUCCUUCGUUAAGUGACAUCUGUAUCUUGGCUCUGAUGAUGGAUUCAUGGAUUCUGAAUAGGAUAAGUAAGAGAAAAGUAUGUGAGAAAAGUAUUGGAAGGACGCU